Messenger RNA from Ambispora gerdemannii, 2295 nucleotides. The record is from the annotation of a GenBank genome assembly. NCBI's taxonomy places the organism in Eukaryota, Fungi, Glomeromycota, Glomeromycetes, Archaeosporales, Ambisporaceae.
AUGGAAGUUAUGCAAACACAUUACGAGGCUUUUAAAAGAUUUCUUGCUACACAUCUUAGAGAGCAAGCCGAGGGAGCAAGUUCACGAGCUGGUGCUCGCGAUAAACUGACCAAACUCAGCAAACAACAGUUUCAAGAACUCUCUAUAGAUGUCUAUGACGAAUUGAUUAGACGAACAAUGGGUACGAACGAAGGUAUCGUGUUGCGCUUGCUUAUUACGUUGUUACGUGGACUGUCUUGUCUCCCGACACGUGAAGAAUUUCAUCCAAAGAGAAAUCAAGCACGCCAGAAAUUGUCAACUCUUCCGAAAAAUCGAUUCAAAGAUCUGGCAAGCGAUGUAUAUUAUGAAUUAGAUAGGCGAUUUCCAGAACUUAAAGAACUUAACGAACUUAACUUCCAACAUAAUGAAAAAAUUCCGAUCCCUGCAAACUUAGCAGACGGUGUCACUUUUCAAGCACCAAAAUCAAAUACUAUUGUUCCGGAAAAAGGAAUUCUAAAAGAAGAAAUAAUAGCCUAUACAAUUAAAAAACCAACCAAAUAUGCGUCACCGCAAUCGCCAAAAAGUCGCACACAAUCGCAAGCCUCUUCAAUCUCAGAUUUUGGCCGACGCUAUAUACAGAGCGUAAGUAGUGAAGGCUCGAAUAAAGAUCGAAGCAGGGACACCGUUAACAGUCAAAAAAGUAACAAAAAUGAAGGACUUAACACCGCUUCACUUGAUAGUUUAAUGGCAGAUAUUGGAAAUAUGUUUGAUCAUAAAAUGCAAAAUGCUAAUUUGUCAUCUCAGAUGUCUUUCACUCCUGAUGUUAAUCGAAAAGAGACUCUAAAUAACUCUAAAUUAUCUAAUGGAAAUAAUAGUGAACAGACCCAAUCCGAUUAUCAAAUCCGUAUCGCUUCAUUGGAAAACAGAAUUAAAGAGUUAGAGGCUGAGCUAUUGGAAAAGAAUAAUAAUCUGGCUGCUAACGCCAAGGUUCGAGAACUCGAACAACAACUCGAAACACAAAGACAAAUAAAUAAACAACAAGCAUCGAAACUGGAGGAUUUAGAAAAAGAAUUUAGUAAAUUAAAUGAUGAUCACCAACAACAACAAGAGGUUGCAAACGAUGUACGGAAAGAAGCCACCACAUUACUAGAAGAGAUUGGGUCGCUUUCAAAGCAAAACGAUGAACUAUUUCUUGAAAAAGAACAGGAUGCUGCUCAAAUUAAAGCUCUAAAAGCAGAAGUGGACGAAUGGAAAAAUAAAUUUGAAAAGAAGAAGACCGAAUUACGAAAUCUUAAAGCAACGUCGUCUUUUGUAAAAGAGCCGCCAAAGAUUGAUGUCUUAAAAGAUAACUUAUUGACACCAGAUCAAGAUGGGGGGAUAGACGAGACACGAAUUAUUUCUUAUCAAGCAGCUAUUGAUGAUCUUUUGCGAGCAGGACGAUCUGAUGCCCCAACAAAUGUCUUGCUGGCAAUGAAAUCAAUUGUAAUCGCAUGCAAAAGCAUCACAGAAGACGUCGAAGCCUACGAACAACGAAAAUCAGCAUCACUAAAACCAGAAGACAAGGAUAAACUCUAUUCCCUAAAGACUAAACUUUCAGCCACUCUAACGAAUCUUAUGACGGCAGCCAAAAAUCACGCGACUGGUGGCGGGAUCUCGCCGGUUAGUUUACUUGAUGCAGCUGCAAGUCAUCUGACGGAGACAAUAGUAAAAUUAGUGAAACUUAUCAAACUUCGGCGUCUCGACGACAGCGCUGCAGAGUAUAACGAAGAAUUCAAAAAGUUGAGUAAUAAUAAUCUGCUGUCUGUUGAAACUACGAGUAUCUCGUCACAUAGUCGAAGUCCUACGCCAGCAUCACCUACAUUGCGACAAAAUUACAAGAGUGACACAGAUGAAUUACAGGCAGAUACGCGGCUUAAUGGUCAGACUGUUGAAAUAGAGGAUGCUAAAAAAUUCCUUGAACUGAAAAUGGAAACAAUAGUACAAUCGAUUCAAACCCUUCUCUCAGCUAUUCGCAGUAACAUACACGGCGACGAUAAUGUCCAAGAUGACAUCAACACUAUCAGUUCUAUUGUAUCAGAAGUUAUUACUAAAUGUCGAGCCGCUUUCUCGUCGCCGUCAGGGACAAGCUAUAAAGAACAAGGCGAAGUAAUACUGAAUUCUUUAGAGUCUAGUGUAUUUUCUUUGGAUGAGAUUCGCUCUAUUAUUAAAACAAACAUUGAAGAAUUCAGAACAAAUAAAGCUCUUAAGCAACGCUUGGCCAGCGCUUCCUUUCAAAUCGCUAAAUCUACAAAAGAUCUUGUUGGAUUAAUGGACUAG